This is a messenger RNA of Fusarium oxysporum Fo47, 1974 nucleotides long. Its product is annotated as P-loop containing nucleoside triphosphate hydrolase protein. Bases 1 to 1974 code for a protein of 657 amino acids. Gene Ontology annotation, molecular function: ATP hydrolysis activity; ATP binding. The transcript has 7 exons. The record is from RefSeq and is a predicted model, not a curated record. NCBI's taxonomy places the organism in Eukaryota, Fungi, Ascomycota, Sordariomycetes, Hypocreales, Nectriaceae.
AUGUCUCCCGAAACCAAGCUCUACAGGCAUCGCUGCACGGGUCACUGUCCUGACAGGUGGUCCAAGUUCCCGACCAACGAAGAAGAAUAUGACGACACAGAAAAGACCGUCUCCAAGGAUCCAAUCGUUCACCGGCACGUUUUCAGUGACCAUAAUCCCGCCAUGCAAGGAGUGCUCUCGACCGUCCUGGCAAAAUACCAAGACCUUGAUCUUGAGCUCGAGAAAUGGACUUUCAAACCACCGUUCAUGCCUCUGGUCCACCGGUGGGACCGUCUUCUGUCUCUCUGUGAUGCUACAGACAAAGACCUUGUACCAGAAGCUUCGACUCAACUCCUAGAAUUCCUGACUCCGAUCCUAGCCCCCAAGGUUGACGCACUUGUGAAGACGCGCAAGACUGGAAACGUCAUGUUCGCGGACCUGUGGCAGAUCUUUGCUCCACAUGAAUUUGUAAUCACCAAAUUCUACGGCGUCGAUGCUGUAUGCCGCGUCACGAAAUACAAACUCGUGGAGCCAAGCUGCUCACCGCCGUACUGGGAGGUUUAUCUGGAGUAUCUUGACUGGAAUGGUAAUCGUUGUGGCUAUUCGAACACCAUGAUUAUCAUACCAGAAUUCGCUGCCUAUCGACGAGUCACCUCGCUACCUGCCUACCCCUUGUCUUUCCACAAUUCCCCUUCCAAGAUUCGACAGCAGAUGAUCGAACGAGGCCGAAAGUUUGAAGCCCUGCGUGGCUAUCAUUUCCAAGCCUGUUCUGGAACAAAGAUUUUAUUGCCUCCUGGAAAAUCAGAGGAGCGGCCGGUCUCUGGUCGGGUCAUCGUUGACGCUCACGCUUACUACUUGACAAACGAUAUAGUGAAGCCCGAUCUCGCUUCCUUAACCGGGGACGACCAACCCAAGAAACAAGACGAGGAUGAGAAAUUAGAUAAGAAUAAAUCUAAACGUCGUGGCUGUGAUGGCUGGGGCUGCGACGAUGGCUCCUGCGACUUCUGCCGCGACGAGGGCGAGGACGACAAUGAUGACACAGAUACUUCUGAGGAACGCGAUACGCCUGUGGUGGAAGGUAAUGCAGAAAUGACGGUAAAGGCACCAAACGACACUGCAGGACGCUCUGAGACUCUUGAGGACCUCACUGAUGACAUGUGUCUUGUUGCGACACCGUGGUUGAAAGGCUUUGACCUCAAGACCAAGGAAUGGGCCCAGUUCUAUGUGGAUGACCUAACUCCUGUGGUGUGGAAUGAUGCCGCAUUCAACCAUCUAGUGCUUCCGGGCACAGAGAAGCAGCUUGCUUGGGAGUUUGUGGAGAACAAGGCUCUCGCCAAUAGCUUUGACGACUUUAUCCAAGACAAGGGUCGUGGUAUUAUCAUUCUCAUGUUUGGUCCACCUGGUGUAGGAAAGACCUAUACCGCAGAAGCAGUUGCUGAGAAGGCGCGUGUGCCGCUGUACUCCAUGAGUGCUGGAGAUCUCGGAACGGUACCGAAGGAGGUUGAACUUGCACUGGAACGAGCACUCACGCUGUGUGGCCUCUGGAAUGCUAUGCUCCUCCUCGACGAAGCCGACGUGUUCCUAGGUGCUCGCACCGAUAGCGACUUAGCCAGGAACGAGCUUGUAGCUGUAUUCCUCACCAAGCUAGAGUACUACACAGGAGUCUGCUUCCUCACGACCAAUCGAACAGCCAGUAUCGACACGGCCUUCCAGUCCCGCGUGGAUCUCUUCCUUCCAUACAAGGACUUGGCAUUUGAAGCUCGGAAGAAGGUCUGGCGGAACUUCAUCAAUCGGGCUGGGGGCACUCAAGUUGAGAUUCCAGACGAGGAGAUGAACAAGCUGGCUGAGAUGAAGCUGAAUGGCCGUGAGAUCAAGAACUUGAUCAAGAGCGCUCAUCUACUUGGUCUCAAGAAUGGAGGUGUCAUUCAGGUAGACCGGCUCUUGAUGCUGGCUCAGAACCGGGUUGCGGCUCUUGGGGAGUUGAAGAACAACUGA